Molecule: messenger RNA, 4280 nt
Organism: Anguilla rostrata (American eel)
Lineage: Eukaryota; Metazoa; Chordata; Actinopteri; Anguilliformes; Anguillidae
Exons: 11
Coding region: 43-1968 (641 amino acids)
Source: RefSeq, a predicted model, not a curated record
CAUGAAAAAACAAGUGAUGAAGAACAUUAACAGCAAGCAACAAUGUCAGCCUCCGUUUUGGCGUUUCAGACCCAACUCGCCUCUAUUAUGGACGUGUUGGUCCGAAACACUGUGUGCGAGGUAACUCGGUUGUACGAGGACAGCCUCGUCAACUUUCAAUCUAUUAUAGCCCAGCACGAGGACGAAAAGGCCAGCUUAAAAAUCAAACUGCAGAAAUCAGAGAAAGCUCUCGCGCUACAGUCACUGAGAGAGUCCAGGAAGAACGUUGCGGAAUCGCAGGAGAACUUGGUUCAUUCUGAUGCUCUCAUCAAACAAGAGGACCCUGAGUCAGAGGUUAAGAUCGACAUGUUCUGCGCGGUUUGCGGAAAAGCAGCAGAAUCGGAGCCUCCUUUUUGCGACGCGUGCAGGAAGACCGUGUCGUUCCAGUCUCAGUCACCGGAAGGAAGCCCCGCUGUGGAAGGGUCGCAUCAGGACGGGCCAGCUGGGAAAAGUGCUGACUUUUCUGAGGAGUCGGACCUGAACAUGUUUGAUACCGAAGCUUUCCCUGGUCUGUUUGAUUCAAAGGCUGAUUCAUGUUUCAGUGCCAAAGAUGUCAGUGGCGGAAGCGCCCUGACCCCCAUAAGCCCCAUGGUGCCCGCGAUCAUCAGUUCGUACCCAGAGGUCCCGGUGCUGCCCUCGGUCAGCCAGAGGGGGCCGUCCCGGACCGCGAGGCGCUCAGCCAAACGACCCCGCCCCCCUCCCGAAAUCGAGGACAUGGCUUCGGAGGCCCGAGAGCUGGUCCGGGCGGUGCUGGCCCGGCGGCCCGAUGGCGAGCACGUCAUGAAGGAGUACCGGAUCAACGGGACGCUGACCGACACCACCAGGAGACACCUGAUCAACAUCCUGGUGGCGCACAUGACCGAAACGCAGGGGAGAAUUCCACCCAAGAAUGUGCGAGAACUCUACGCUUUGGGCAUUGUUACACUUUUCCCCUCUCUGAAGGAUCCCUUCUCCAAGAAAGGCUAUGAGCACUUCUACGACGGCCAGAACGGGACGGGGUACCUGGCCUGGCGCCUGAAGACAGUGCAGCGCAAGACCUUCCACCGGACGGGGGGCGAGCAGAAGCCCAUCGUCAGCCGGGGCCCGAAUUUCGAGCGGCGCACCCAGCUGGGGGAGCAGCUGCAGGGCGAGGUGUGCAAGGAGGCCAUCUCCUACAUGGCCCAGUGCACUGACCAGGAGCAGGUCUUCCUCAAGAUGCGCGAGACCUUCCAGUUCCGCCAGCAGCUGGUCCACGACCCGCAGAAGACAGGCUCCGUCCUCGCCACCUUCCCCAGGUUCCUGGACACCAAGGGCCUGGUGAAUCAGGACUUCACCCUGCUGUUUGGGCUGGAGACGGCCUGCAAGCUGCUGGAGAACUGGGACAGCAGCUUCAAGGCCAAGGUGAUCCGGGAGGCCAGGUGUCUCACGCAGUCUGCUGACCUGAGCAACCUGCUGAAGUGCGCCGAGUACGAGCCAAUCAGCGAGCAGGACGUGCCGGAAGUGCUGGGCUGGGACAGCGACAUGGCUUCGGUUCUGCUGCUGGUUCACCUGCUGCCCCCCCCGCCCGGCGGGAGGAAAUCUGCCAAAAUCAGCGCCCGCGAAGCGGUCGACCGCGUCGUCCAGUUUUACAAGUCCAGAACGGAGUGGCAUCCGGGCGGUUUGGAGGGUCCGCGGCAGCCCUACCUGGUGGCGGUGGGCAGCAGGCGGGACCAGAUCGAGAGCUUCUACCUGGCGCUGGACCGCCACCUGCUGCCCUGCCAGGCCAACUGCUCGCUGGGCGCCUUCGACGAGCUCUUCAAGGCGCACUUCGUCUUCGGCCUGUCGUACGACGAGGCCCUGAGCAGCGUCUACACCUUCCUGCAGACCACCGUCUACAACAUCGACGUGGGCAGCGUGAAGGAGAGCCCCCGGGUCAAGGAGCUGAGGGCCAGGAUGCUCAACAACUGUUGAUGUUUGGGUGCCCACGGGCCGCCCUCCAUGUAGAAAAUACUCCCCACUCCCCGCUUCUUUCCGCUCCUCCUCACACCUUGCUGACACGUGGGUGUGGUGGGCAGGGCCCCGGAUCAGCGGUUUGAUUUGUGCUGCUGUGAUGUCACAGUUGGUGUGGAGAGGCGUGGUUGUGGUUGUGGUUGUGGUUGGAGGAGUGGCCUAACUCUUUCUCGGGUUGCCAGAUCUUCACGGAGUUCCUCCGGUGUUGGGUCCAGCGUGGUGGGCCAGUGCACUACAAGGGUGGAUCUCAUUUCCGGAUUCCGUGGCUGAAGCUGACGCACGUCACACACUACGAGAAGAGACUGUGAAUAGAGCAAGCGUCAUACUUCGGCCAGUGAACCGAUAUGCACAGCACGGUGUCACGCGUUUCACAUGAAAUUGCCUGGACAGAAGUGAUUGCAUAUGCGUAAGAUUUAAACUGAUGUGGGUUGUCCUUGAGUUGAAGUGUCAUUGAGCCCACCUCCUUUUUUUUUUGCAGUUUUGGAGUGCAUUUGAGUUUUGGUGGCUGCAUAUACAAAAAAUAAACUUUACUAAUCCGACAUCAAGGCAUUUGCAUAGAGUCAGCUGAGCUGCAUGCAGCCAUUUUGUUUCUGAGUGACCCUGCAUUGAUAUUUACACUGUGGGGACUUUCACAGGAAACAAGGCAACCCUACAGAGAGUCCUGAUUGGCUGAGUGUUAACUCACUCUGUAUUUAUCAUGGGGUGAAUGCAUUUAUUAAGAAAAAACCACAUACAGUGUGCGUGUGCACCAUCCUGAAAAACAGUCUGCAUUUUUAGCACCUACAUUUCAGUUUCAUCAGAACUUUUCACAGGGACUGUACAAUAAACUUGCUAACUUGGAGGAAAUUAUAGGUACUGCCGGUCCAUUAUUUUCUGCUGAAAUAUCUUAAAAUUACAUCAGUAUAAAGAUGUAUAUAUUUUCGGUACGUUCAGUAUUGUUUUUGUUUUUUCUUCUAAAGACAAUGUUGUCAGUAUGAAUCUUGCUGAAUAAAUGUGAGAAAAAUACCCAGCCACUGAGGAACUACAAGAAAUGAACCUUAUAAAUAAACCUGGCCUGAAAUCCAGUAAAUGAAAAUUCCAGGAAUAUUAUAUUUUAUGAUUCAUAUUCACUGUAAUUAGAGGUUGGCUGAGAGACAAUGGAACACGUAUGAUUAUGGUUAUCGCUUUUGAAAUGAAAUGUGUAUCAUGUGUUCUGUCUUUUCUGUCCCCAUUGCUUUGUUUCAGGAACGUUGGCGUAUGUAUGCUUGUUGGGUAUUUCAGUCAUGUGCUGCCAUUGAAAGUAUUGAAUAAGUGGACCAUUACUGCUGUCUGUGCGUACGUUUUGAUUGCAGGUGUAUCUGUACGGGCCAUUUUCUGCAGAGGUAAAGCAUUGCAUUAGGUUCUAUUACAGGUGUUCUCUACUACAAACUGCAAGUUUGUUUUUCUUCAGUUUUUUCAGUGAGUGGGGACGGUUCAGAAUGAGAUGCGAGUUGUUAUGAGUCUUGGUCUAUUUUUCGCCUACCGUCCGAUGUUCUCUGCAAAUAUUAAUUCUCACCACCGUUUAUAUUUCUCAACAGACCCCCUGCCUCAAUUUUAUUCAUAUAUAUUCAGAUUUUGAGAAGCUCAGUCCGAACGUCCGACCUCUUGCCUGGUAACGUUGAUGUAGUGUCUUAUACAGCACAUUGCAGUCCGUUAGUUGUGUUGAUAAACUGCAGCUUCUGAAAGACAGUCUUAUUCUUUCACCUAGUUUUUUUUUUUAAUGAAAAAUUACACCGCAGUAACCUACUUUUUGUGGUCAUAUAAGUAUUUUCUCUUUGAAGCCUGAAAAACCAAGGAACUGUCAUAUUUUCGUGCACAGUUGUAGAUAUUUGAACUGUCUGACGUCGCUACGGUUUAUCUUUCAGCACAGAACGGACACUAAGGUUCUACGGGAACGUGGGUGUUUUGCUGAAAAUUGUUUUUAUCUACACACGGCAGUGGAAUAUGCAAUUCACAGGUUCAUUUUUUUUAAGUUCAAUUAAAGACCAUUAAUCGUGCCAUAUGAUCUCAAAUACAAUGUACUGACAUGAACAGAAGCUGUUUUUAUUUACCACCUAUGUUUCGUUCAAGAGGAUUACAUGAUUACAUGCCACAUGAUUGACCCAGAGUUGAAUACCUGUUCCCAGUGAACACAAUGGAGCACCGCGGUCGCAGACAAUAUAAUUAAAAAUGACAUUGGUUAGUAAAAUGUGCGUGGUUCAUUCCUACAUUAGCAGGUUAGCUACAUUGUUUAUAAUAAAAUGAUUAACUCAUAA